AUGAAGGACGACACCCAGCAAUUUGGUACGUAUAGAGGCAAAGCAACCACUCAGAAAGUGUGUUUACGAAUGACCUCUUCCUCCACAGAUGUAGCCUCACACUUUGUUAGUAUCCUGGAAAAGGAUGAUAGCAUUUCGCCCGGCAUUGCGGCGAUUAAAACGCUGCUGAUGGUACUGGAAAAGACCAAAUUUGAUACUGUGCAGGAGUUUCAUUCGACACUGCAAGCAGCGGUAGGAGCAAUGCGUAAAACGGACAAACCGAUGACGUCGGUCGUCUCAGGCACGGAACUUUUCUCACGCUUCAUUACGUUGGCCAAGUUUGACGACAAAACGAUGGACGAAGUGCGCGAAAUUAUGCUGAACAGAGGCAAAAUGUUUCUGGAGAAGCUGUUGGAAAGUAGGAACGUGAUAGCGAAACAGGCCAUUACUUUCAUCAGCGAAGGAUGUCGUAUUCUCACACACGCACGAUCGCGAACUGUUCGCGAAGCUUUAAUAUUGGCGGCUCAAAACAACAAACGAUUCCACGUAUUUGUUACUCACAGCGCUCCGGAUCAGCACGGCGAACAAAUGGUACAAGAGCUGGAGAAUGCUGGCAUCGACUGUACACUCAUCCUCGACACGGCCAUCGGUUACGUGAUGGAAACGGUGGAUAUGGUACUGGUCGGUGCUGAAGGAGUGGUUGAAAGUGGUGGCAUCAUCAACCGCAUCGGUACCGUAACGAUGGCAAUCUGUGCAAAAGAAAUGAAAAAACCGUUUUACGCACUGGUAGAAAGCUUUAAAUUUUGUCGAUUGUUUCCACUGAACCAGCGAGAUCUACCGAAUGAGUAUAAGUACAACAAGAAAAAUUUAAAGGACACGACAAAGGUUCACCCAAUGGUUGACUAUACGCCACCCGGAUACAUAACUUUACUCUUUACCGACCUCGGCAUUCUGGCCCCAUCAGCCGUUAGUGAUGAACUGAUUAAAUUGUAUCUUUAG
Molecule: messenger RNA, 978 nt
Organism: Anopheles maculipalpis
Lineage: Eukaryota; Metazoa; Arthropoda; Insecta; Diptera; Culicidae
Gene: eIF2Balpha
Product: translation initiation factor eIF-2B subunit alpha
Exons: 5
Coding region: 1-978 (325 amino acids)
Biological process (GO): translational initiation
Cellular component (GO): eukaryotic translation initiation factor 2B complex
Molecular function (GO): translation initiation factor activity; guanyl-nucleotide exchange factor activity
Source: RefSeq, a predicted model, not a curated record